UCUUUGUCGCGGGUAUCUUCUACUGGGUCGCGGGUGACUGCAAAUGCAACUGGGUUGCCAUCGGAAUUUCGUGGGUAUCGCGGGUGUCGUGGGUGUCGCCAUCAGAUUUUCACGGGUUGUCGUCGAAUUUUGUGGGUGUCUGCAACAAGCGUCGCCGUCGGAUUUUCGCGAGUUGCCAUCGGAUUUCUUGCCUUCGCAUUUUCUCCCGUGUUCAGGUUGAGAUUGUAAUGGCUCCCAACAAAUCAACUUCAGAGGGAUGGAAACAUGUGACCCGCAAUGGUACUUAUCUUCAUUGUAAUAUGUGCCCGAAAGUUUAUACCGGAACUUUAACGAGGAUAAAGGACCACUUGCUUGGUAUUUUAGGGGGUAAAGGUGGAGGUGUUACUGCAUGUCCAAAUGUGUCCAAAGAAAUUAGAGCUAUUUUAGAGAAAGAGCAAGCCUCUUCGAUUGCAGGAAAGAUGCAGGUGGCACAAAAGAAACAGAGAAUUGAAGAGGAUCUGUCUAGAUCCACAUCUAUUAUGUCUUCCUCUUCGAGUCUACCCAAGGCCACAGGGACAUCCAAAGAGAGUGGAACUUUGAAGAGUCUUUGGAAACCAGUAGAGAAACAACAGGUGGAUGAUACACUAGCAGAUUUGUUUUACACAAGUGCUAUUCCGUUCAAUGUAGCUAGAAAUCCGCAUUUUCACAAUGCAAUUCAAAAAGUUGCACAGUUUGGCAAAGGGUACACACCUCCCACUUCUGAGGCUUUCAGGACAAGUCUUUUGGAGAGGUCAAAAGAAAGAGUGACUGAGAAACUAGCUGAGGUCAAAGCCUCUUGGAAGGUAACAGGUUGCACCAUAUUGAGUGAUGGAUGGUCAGAUAUAUGUCAAAGGCCAUUGAUCAAUGUUUUGGUGGCUUGUCCUGAAGGUGUUGCAUUCUUGAAAGUGAUUGACACCAUGAACCACAAGAAAACUUCUGAAUACAUAUUUCAAAUAUUAGAGGAAGCCAUUCUUGAAGUAGGGGUGGAAAAUGUGGUUCAAGUGGUCACUGACAGUGCAACAAAUUGUGUGGGAGCUGGAAAACUGAUUGUUGAGAAAUACCCUCAAAUAUAUUGGAGUCCAUGUGCAGCACAUUGUUUGGAUUUGCUGCUUCAUGAUUUGGCUAAGUUUCCAUGGAUACAUGAAGCAAUUCAUAGAGGGAGAGCAAUUGCAAACUUCAUAAGAAAUCAUCGUCUCACAUUGAGUCUUUACAGGCAGCAUGCAUCUAGGGAGUUGUUGCCGCCUUGUGACACAAGAUUUGCUUCAUUUUAUAUCACUUUGAAGAGAGUUGUUGAAGAGAAAGUAGCUUUGAGAUCUGUUGUUUGUUUCAAUGAGUGGGAAAAUUCAGCGCUUUCGAAAAGUGCCAAGGGCAAGAACAUAGAGCAAAUUGUUUUCAAUAGCAGCUUUUGGGAAAGUGGAACAAAGGUUUUGAGUAUAUGUGAGCCAAUUGUUGAUGUGCUUCGCAUGGUUGAUGGUGACAAACCUUGCCUUGGCAUGCUUUAUGAAAGCAUGGAUCGUUGUAAGGAAGCUAUUCAGAUAGCACUAAAUAAUGUAGAUGCAAAGUACAUGAAGAUAUGGGCAGCAGUUGAUUCUAAAUGGAAAAUGAUGCACACACCUUUACAUGCAGCAGCUUGUUAUUUGGAGCCUAAGUUAUUUCAUAUUGAUCGACAAGCUGAUUUUGAAAUUAUGGCAGGGUUUUAUGAAGCCAUUAGCAAAUUUGAACUAGAUCCAGCAAUUGCAAGUCUAAUCAGAGACCAAAGUUGGCUAUACAAGAGAGCAGAAGGGUUGUUUGGAGUAGCAGGAGCCAAAUAUGAUAUAAAACGAGAUGCGGUACCUAGUUAUAGAUGGUGGAUGAGCUAUGGAGCACAAACUCCUGAACUUCAGCGCUUUGCCAUUAGAAUACUGAGUCAGGGAGCAAGUUCAUCAGCUUGUGAGAGGAAUUGGAGUUGCUUUGACCACAUCCAUUCCAAGAAGAGGAACAAAUUGUUGUCUGGAAAGUUGGGAGAUCUUGUCUACGUUCGCAGCAAUUUGAAAUUGUUCAUGAACAAAUCAGCAAGUGACUCCACUUCUUCUUCACAACAACACAUUCCACAAGACAUAGAAGUGCCAGUUGUAGAUGAACCUGACUUUCUUGAUGAAGAAUUGGAUAGUGAUACAGAUGAUGAUGCUACACCAUCUGAGCCAAGUGCUCUUGAUGACUUAGAGCUUCUUUGAAGUUCUGAAGUCUUAACUUUUUAUUGUAACUUUUUGAAAAGAAAACA
Cryptomeria japonica (Japanese cedar) is the source of this 2278-nucleotide messenger RNA. RefSeq lists its product as uncharacterized. The coding region runs from base 228 to 2231 and encodes 667 amino acids. The transcript has 2 exons. Gene Ontology annotation, molecular function: DNA binding; protein dimerization activity. Lineage: Eukaryota; Viridiplantae; Streptophyta; Pinopsida; Cupressales; Cupressaceae. The record is from RefSeq and is a predicted model, not a curated record.